This is a messenger RNA of Eriocheir sinensis (Chinese mitten crab), 4989 nucleotides long. RefSeq names its product ADP-ribosylation factor GTPase-activating protein 1-like (gene ArfGAP1). Lineage: Eukaryota; Metazoa; Arthropoda; Malacostraca; Decapoda; Varunidae. Gene Ontology annotation, biological process: regulation of endocytosis; regulation of ARF protein signal transduction. The record is from RefSeq and is a predicted model, not a curated record. Gene Ontology annotation, cellular component: Golgi membrane. Gene Ontology annotation, molecular function: GTPase activator activity. The coding region runs from base 109 to 1659 and encodes 516 amino acids. The transcript is spliced from 13 exons.
UGAGGAGUGAAGAGAAUGGGGGGGAUCGGGUAUAUAGAUGCUCGCUUGGGUGUCCAGCUGUCAGUAAACAAUCCGUGUUGGCAGCGGUAGUGUGCGGAGUGUCUCAGCAUGGCCAGCCCUAGGACGCGGCGGGCACUGGCGGAGGUCAGGCCCAGGGACGAGAACACUCAAUGUUUUGAGUGCGGGACACACAACCCUCAGUGGGCUUCCGUCACCUAUGGCAUCUGGAUCUGCCUGGAAUGUUCAGGCAAGCACCGCGGCCUUGGGGUUCACCUGUCCUUUGUGCGCUCCAUCACCAUGGACAAGUGGAAGGACAUCGAGCUGGAGAAGAUGAAGGUUGGUGGCAACAAGCGAGCCAAGGAGUUCCUGAAGGGGCAGUCUGACUAUGAUCACCACGCACCCUUCCAGCAGAAGUACAACACUAGAGCAGCUGCUUUGUACAGGGACAAGAUCACAGCGUUGGCUCAGGGCAAGUCAUGGAGCAUAGAGACCUCAACUGCAGCCACCCGCUCCUCUACCAUCUCCAAGUCUACCUCAACACCUUCUUUUAAGUCUUCAGGUCAAAAUAUGUUUGCAUCUAGUGGGGGGAGUAAUUACAGUGGAGGAGGAGGAGGAGGAGGAGGGUACCAGGACUUUCAGGGAGGCUACCAGAAUGGUGGAGGCUACCAGGACCCCAGCAUCAAGAGCCAGACAGAAUCCUUCUUUUCCAGGAUCCAGGAGGAGAACGCUUCCCGUCCUGAUAACCUGCCGCCAUCCCAAGGAGGCCGCUACUCAGGCUUCGGCAGCUGUCCCAACCCUCCCCCCAGGAGUACUUCCACCGAGUUCUUUGACACCGCCAUGUCCUCCCUCUCCACGGGAUGGUCUUUGCUGUCCAUAGGAGCCAACAAAGUGGCUGGGAAGGCUGUGGAAUAUUCCUCUAUCGCCAGUGAGAAGGCCACGGAGUACUCCCAGACCAUCUCAGAGAAGAUCCGUGACGGGAAACUGAUUGAUGAAAUCUCGUCCCAGGCAACUGUCCUCGGCUCAAAGUCAUUGGAGAGCAUCACCUCUGCCGUGUCUGCCCUAGCCGGGGUGGAAAGGGUUGAUGAGGAGGUGGAGCAGGCUGAGGUGAGCGAGGUGUCCCGCCGAGGGUGGAACGAAGCAUCCCGUGCCUGGGGCAGCGGCGGAGCGGGGAUGGGAACACUCAGCCUCACGGGGGGCUCCGGUGGGCCUCACGAACGCUCCUCCCUCCUGCUGGGGCCGGGUGAAGGAUACCAGCGCCUCGACAACAACAGUGGAGGCAGUGUGCAGAACCCCUCUGACCCUGACAACAGCACUGACACUGGCCAUGACGGUGGUGAUGAGAAGGCUGGGGGUGAAAGUUGCAGUGUGGAGUCAAAUGAUGGCUGGGGAGACGACACGUGGACCAGCGACUGGGGCAACAGCAGCCAGCCCAACUCACCCACACUGACCAAACAGGACUCAGCAGAAACAUCUCCCAACGCUCGGGUCUCCAAGAAAAAUGCCAACAAUGCCAGCAAGAAGAACAAAAGCUCUACUAAAAAGGAAGGGAAGGCAGAGCAGGAGUUGCUGGUGGACGUAGGCGGCAGCGGCGGUGGCAGCGGGAAAGGUCACACCUGGGACAACUGGGACGAUGACUGGGAGAAGGUUGAUGCUCAGUGACCAGUGACACCCAGUGAGCCUUGCCGUGUGCUGUCAGGACAAAAGAUGGAAUGAAAACAGUGUUAAGUAAGCAUUGAAGUGCCGAGUGAAUAUCUACAGUAAGAGUAAAAGGUCUGAAUGAACUGAAUAUGUCAUGUAGAGUUUAUAUAUACAUACAUUAUUUUUUUAUAUUCAUUGUACAAGGUGAAGGACUUAGUAUUAAUUCUAUUUGAAAAUUUAAAUUGCUUUGUUCAUUAUCAUAGCAGCCAGAAUUGAAAAAUAACUCAGGCUAUCACCAGUAAGAGUCCUCUAAAAAAGAAAAGGUACAGAAGCUACACAUAGUGAGAAAAGUAAUGCCAGUAUUGUCAUUGAUAAUGAUCAAAAGACUACUUGAAGGAUUUUAGUGUCGUUUGCAUAUACUCUGUGGUGGGAGGUGCUGGCGUUGACGGCUUUGGCAACGCCGCAGCAGGUGAAAGCUGAGUGGGUGGCCCUUAAGGUGUGUGUACAUUACAAAUAGUAAUAUUUUUGUUAUGAAGAUGAUGUUGCUUGCAGACUUUUGUAAAUGGAUUAUGAAGUUUAUGAAUAUGUGGUGCAAUUUCUUAUAAUUAGUUGUAGUAUAGCAAAAUAUAUUUGAUGUAUAAAGUAGUUAUUUAAAGGGAGUUUUAGUAUAUAUAUAUUCUUUGACAAAAGAAAUGAGCCAGCCAAUGUAAGUUGCUGCCAUUAGUAUUUUUAGGAUGAAAUUUUAAUUGUUUCUUACACAUAUUGUGACGUUUAUAGCAUCCUUAACUUAGUUUAUAAUUUUAUUUAGUUGUAAUUUAUUUAUUAUAUUUGUUAAUCAAGAUCACUUUCUAGAAUUAAAGGUUGUGGGGAGCAUCUGAUAACAGGCAUUGCAGGAAUCUGCUGAUUAAAACUUCAUAGCCAUCACUAUAUUUCUCUUGUGUGUUCGUCCCACUCACUUUAGACCCAAACUUUAAAUUUCCAGAUCAUUACGAUCCACACAGUAACACAAACCUUGAGAAGCCUGGUAAGCACAAAGCAUUACAUAAUAGCCAUCAAUUAUUAACACAUGAAGUCCAUUCCUACUGCUAUGUGGUGACUAUUUUUGUACUCAUCAGUAGAAAAAUUAGCAUUGCAUUGGCAUCAUUAUGCCAAGCUUAUUAAGAAUCAAUUCAACUCUCAAUUACUUUUGAUUCAUUGAUUAUUUGUCAUCUUCAUUAUUUCUUACCUGUUCGUUCACAAGUAUCUUUUCAUUAUUUUCCUUUUUUUUCCCAUAGAUUGGAAGAGUAAAGAAUGAGAUAACAUUACUAUAAACAGAAGGAAAUAUAGGAGGUAUAUGAAGUGCCAUGAGGACUGUCCAGCAGGUGAGCCUCACAUAAGUUGUUAGCUUGAUCAUUCAUUAUAUAGAUAUUACCCUGUGUGUGUGUGUGUGUGUGUGUGUGUGUGUGUGUGUGUGUGUGUGUGUGUGUGUGUGUGUUCUUACAUCCAUUGUCUGAAUAAAAGUGUAUUGCAGGAGUUCCCAUAAUGAGGUGUUUUUUUGUUUUUUAUGAUCAGCUUAAGUUUGAAAUUGCCACACAGAGUAUUAUUUUUCACAUACAUCUCAUUCUCCACCACUUGAUGGGAGUCUCUUGGUGCGAGGAUGAUAAGCCUCUUAGAGACAGUGAGGGACUGUGAAGCAGAUGGUUUUAUAAUCUAGCUUUAGUGUAGCUUGAAGCUUCAGUGUCUUUCUUUUACCUUCAUAGGAGAAGAAGUUUUCUGAGAUUUGGAUUCCUAUUCCUGCUUAUUCAUAAAUAUUCUUUGCAGAGAUGGCAUUUUUCGGUUUUUAUUUUUAUUAAUUUCAUUCAUUCAUUUACUGGUGUUCAUUUAUUUCAAGUUAGUCAUUCAUUCUUGGGAGUUUCUAGGUUGUUUUUGUCUUUUUUUAUGUGAAAGGCUAGGUUUUCUAUUAGUAGGUCUGUUGAUUAAUGCUCAAGCCUCUUAUUUACGGGGCAGAGAGGGUUUAUUCUAUGGGAUAUGUAUUCAUGUUCCUUCAUUUAUUUAAUUACUUUAUUCUUUAGGGGCUACUCAGGCACCUCAGUAGCCUGCUGUUGAGUAUGAACUGGAAAGCACUUGGCUUAGGCCUGAGAUGAAUAGUAGACUGAUGUGGUUUUAGGGAUAAGCAGUAUGAUGAUUGUUGGUGUUGGACUAGUGAUUACAGAUAUAUUGCAGGCUAGUCAGCCAGAAAACAUCAGCAGCCAUUAAUAUGUUGGAUUAAAAAUUAAAGGCUCUUUCAUAACAAUAGCGAUGAAUUCUGCAAAAUGCAGUAUGCGAAUGUCUUGCAGUUGGGAAUUCAAUAUUUGUUCCAAGACCCUCAAGAUUCAAUUAUUUUUUACCUGCUAAAAGGAUCUUAUCUUUCUAAAGAAAUACCUCUACUAAUAGUAUGAAAUACGUCUCUACAUUAUUAUAAGUAUAUCAAAACUUAUGAUGAACCUAACUGUCAGUAAUCAUUUAAGAAUCUGAAGUCAGAAAGGUUUAAUUUUGCUAAAGGAGGACCUUCACAAUAAUGUGAAACCAGUUCAGGUGUGACCAAAGUCACUCCAGUGUAUGAACCUGGUCUUUGACAUUCAGACCAAAGUGCUGCGUCCUCCCAUGUGUCCAUUGCCUCCUGAAAUUUGACUCAACACUGUUUGUACUGGCAGCUCAGGAGCUCUUUGUAGAUGUCAUUCCUAGUCUCUCAACCUCCGUUUCUAGCCAUCAUUAAAGCCCUUGAUUUGAAGCAGUAAAGCAGCAACCACUCUCUUGACUAGAACUGUUCACUGGUAGGAUGCAGUCAGGGAUUCCAGGCACAAGCAAACACAUGUGUGACUUUUAGGUCCAAUAAGUUUGAGGGUGCAAUUUAUGGUCAGUGAGCUGCUAAUAAGCUGCUGUCACAACAGUAGCAGUGUUUUUCAUUGAUAGCACAAAGAUUUGCAGGCAUCUUGCAGUGUAAUAGCUGAUGUGUCAAGUGUUUGUGCAGUGAGACUCCACUCCGGCUCCUAUACUUGCCUUCUCAGAAGCAUGGAGUGAGUGCUGCUCACCAUGUUCUGGCCUUGUCUCAUAAUAUUGUAUCUUAUACACAUGUACUUUUUGAGGCUGUUUUAAUUGUUGGUUUUUAAUAUGCCACCUACUUGUGUGGUCUUCUUUUAUUGUAUUUACAUAAAUCAUUCAUAAAUACCUGAAUAUUUUCAGGCUAAACUAAGAUAUAUUUUUGCUUGAAGCAUCGACAUAGGUACCACACAUAUUUAUUUGAAGUGUUUUGUAAUUCAAUAUUGGCUAUUUCUAUCAGAAGAACUAGAUUACCUUUGUUCCUUAUUGUCCUUAGUAAACCUGCAAAAGUUA